Molecule: messenger RNA, 4901 nt
Organism: Porites evermanni
Lineage: Eukaryota; Metazoa; Cnidaria; Anthozoa; Scleractinia; Poritidae
Source: the annotation of a GenBank genome assembly
AUGGCCCGGUUUUCAGUUAUCAUCUUAUUUUGUGUCUUUUUGCUUCAUACAUAUGGCAAACUUUCAUUACAAAAAACAGAUACGGGCUCCAAGUUCCUUCCUGUGGUUAUUAACACUUGGGGACCUCCAUUUACGAACGCAACAUCAGAAGGUUAGCUAGUGUAACCAAACUGUACCGCACGUACUUUGAGUCGUUUGAUGCGUUUUCCCUUUGUCUGAGUGUUAAAAGGUCUUAAAAAGAUGAGUUACCUCGUUUUCAAAGUCAGCAGCUUUUUGCUUUCACUCAUUUCUAUUGUUAGAAGCGAUGUACAGAUGAUGAUGUACAGAUAAAAAGGAAAUAGACAUUUAUCAACACAGUAACCCCUCAAAAUUUCUCAUGAGAAACUAUUUAUGACGAUGAUGCUAAUAGGUGGUGGUGGUGGUGGUGGUGGUGAUAAUAAUGUAGAGAGUGUGUGGGAGAGAGAGACCUUUGGAGAUCUUAAAUCCCAAGACUAUCUCUUUUGUAGUAUCCCUCACCCCCAUAUCAACCCACCCCUUCCCCAAUACACACAAUUGGCCCAGUCCUCCCAAUAUCAUAACAUGGGUGUGGCCAAGGACACUCUUCAUAUAGUCUUACACAAGUUACAAAUGGACAAAAGUCCCUGACAAAAUAAUCUUUGUCAGGGAUAAAAUAUGUGGUGUCAUUGUGUAUAAGGUUUAAUAAUACUUUUUCUUUUCCUGUAAACUGUCAAGGGAAGGCAGCAAUCUGUUUCAUAAAUAAAUUUCUCGCCAUGAAAAGCUCAAAUUGUUGAUGUUAAUUAGCAUAUCUGUAAUUAUUGAUCUUUAGCUUGGCAAAUUAUAUCAAGUGGAAAAGGCAGUGCAUUGGAUGCAGUAGAGUCUGGCUGCAUAGUAUGUGAAGCUGAACAAUGUGAUGGUACUGUAGGAUUUGGUGGAAGGUUGGUGUGCUGUCACUUGAUAACAGAAGUAGUUUUGCUUUUUGAAUCGAUCAUGUGUCACUAAAAUGAAGCAUGUACAUGUUAAUAUACUAGUAAGGCAUAUAACCUACUGUAAUUUCAUUUAGUCAUUUGAAAUAUCCUGUUAAAGCCUGAAAAAUAAGAUUUUGUUGAAACUAGAUAAAUGAAAUAAGCAUUGAAGAAAUAAAGUGAAAUAGCUAGUGGGGAUGGACAUGUAAAGUUUCAGACAUCAUGAAAACUUUUGUAACUUUUUUAUGACUAACUAUGUAACUUUUGUAAAUUUUCUUGGUAACUUUUGUAACUUUUUUCUUUAUCCAGUCCAAAUGAAGAUGGAGAAACCACUUUGGAUGCGAUGAUCAUGGAUGGGUAAGAUACUAUAUCUUUUUCUCUAACUGUACUGUAGUCAUAUGUCAUUUGUGUUUCUCAGUCAGUCUAAAGUUUACCCAGCUUUCUUUUUAAGUGUUACACAUGAUGUUGGAGCUGUUGGGUGUCUGAAAAGAAUAAAGUCAGCCAUUUCGGUUGCCCGUAGUGUUAUGGAGCAUACUUCUGAAACCUUCUUGGUUGGAGAUGACGGUAGAUCGAUGCUUUGUUUCUCAUUUCUCUAUUAUUUUGUGUUUGUUACGUCUGGCACCCCUUACUAGUUUGUGAAUAAAGUGUUUAGAUAGUUAAAUGUUUUGCUCAUUAUGUUUACAGAUUUGCUCUUUUCAUUCACUCAAUGAUGUAGUGCAAUAAUUAUUAUUAUCUUUUUAGCAACUCGCUUUGCUAUUGAGAUGGGAUUUAAAAGUGAAGACUUACACACAAAUCACUCAUGGUGAGUCAUUAGCAAAGAGGGAAUUGAACUUGUUUUGUCAAUUUUUACUACUUGAGCGGAUCACAUUAUCGGAUGUUGCCCAAUUCAUGCAAAUUAGUAUUCCGCAUUUGUUUUAUAUAUCUGUUUAGAAAAGGGCGUCAUAAUGAGUGUUAAAAUCUGAGACUGCUGAGGUACUUGUGUAAAAAUUUUGAGUUUUUGAUAUGACAAAAAGGUUGAAAGAAAACACAGAUGACUCAUCACCAGCAAUGCUGCUUUUAAGAUUUUGAGAUUUGAUAAAUUAGUUUAGAGACAAUUUUACCACCCACCACCCUUUAUCAGUAAAAUUGCUACUCUUUGGCUUAAGAACUGAGCAGAACUGUGUAUUUCCUAUAAGAAUACUACAUUUUAAAUCCACAGGCAUUUAAUGUUUACAUUCAUUUUUGCAGGCAAAUAUGGAAAGACUGGAAAAAUAACAAUUGUCAGCCCAACUUUUGGCAGGUAGAUGUUGUGAGAUGACAUUCCUUUUUGUAACUGUUGUAACAGUAUUGUAAAGUAAAAAAGAUUCACAUUUCUGGUAAUCAGUGUGCAUUGGAUUCUGUCAUAAUCUUUACUUUUGAGCCAGAAUUUUUCAAAAUAUUUUGUAUAAUUUUUAAUUAAUAUGUAUAUUACAUUUGUAUGAUGUUAUUGGUAAAUAUAUAUUUCUUUAAAUGUUUUCAAAUUCAGGAUGUGGUCCCAGACCCCCAUCAGUCUUGUGGUCCAUACAAACCUAAACCAGGGUUAGGGUAAGUUCCCAAUUUGAUUUCUCAGUUUAAAAUUUGCAAUAUAUUGAAACAUGUGUUUUCGAGGGUUAAGGUAUACAUUCAUCACUGAGUCUUCCUGGUUUUCUGUAUUCUUCUUGGUGUAAGAAAUUUAAGCCUAAGAGUUAAUUGAGUUGAAUGCAGAUGAGAAAAAAAUCAUUGAGUAGAGUUACUGCAGGAUGAAUGCUUUUGUGUGAAACUUAAACUGUUAACAACAUUUUAUAAUUUACAUUGACAGGAAGCAGAGAAGAUCACAUCGCAAAUCUCAUGCUGACAUUAAUAGACACAAUCAUGACACCAUUGGUAAAUAAUAGCAAGACCUUAAACAAAGACGAAAUCACAAUUCUUUUUGCUGUACAACCCUUAUACCUUGGUGGAUAUAAUCUAUACUACCUGUUUCUGUAUUUCUUCUAUUUUUACUGUGGAUUUCUGGCACUGAGUCAGUGUGUGUUUCUAUUGUUCAGGCUGAAAAAAUUGAGUGUCAAUGUAUUUAGCGUGAAAGUAAUAUUGGGGGACACUAUUAUGGGACUGCCAUUUUAUGUGGUUAUCAGAGCCAUGUAUAGGUCUAGCCGUUAGUAGGGUAAAGGAAGACCUGAAUAUUGUUCUGGCCCCUAGAAAUCGAAUCCACAACAUUAUCAAACUGCUAUGUAGUGCCGCAAGGGGGGAGCCGGGAGAUGGGGGUACUCCCUAUGAUGGCCUUUACUGGGAGGCUCUGCCUGAAAGGGGUACCUUUUUCAGGCUACAGGUAUAUGAAAGGGUACAGAGUUUACUAGUUGAUGUAUGUAAAAGGGUAGCGGGAAAUCUGUCAUUUGGAUCUGUAAAAGGGCCCAAAAGGGCUAACAGAUGAAUUUUAUGGCUUUGAAAAGUCGAGAAAACAUUCUAUUUUUGUGAUUGAUUCCGUAUUAAAAAGACAGUGCAAUUACAGCAGUUAAAAGGGAUGCAAAGUUCUAAACAAGGUAUGUGAAAGGGGUACCAUUUGUCCAUAGAAAGUAUGCAGAAGGGGUACCUUUUUCAUGAAAAAGGGUAUGUAAAAGGUAAGGGGUUGAACCUCGGGGCGGAGCUUCCCCAUAUAAGGUCAUAGGAAAAUAAGUUCUGGUGGUCAAUUAUACAAAAAUUAUUUUUAACUUACAUGGUCAUCUCACUGGGUUAUAUUUUUCCAAGGGAUGGUGGUUGUUGAUAGUGCUGGAAAUCUAGCUGCAGGAACAAGUACUAAUGGAGCAAAUCACAAGAUUUCAGGGUAAGAUACAGUUUACCACACAUCCUCUGUGCAAAAACGUGCUAUUUAUACUCCUGACAUUGUAUAAACCCAACAACCAAAUGUUCUCAAUAAAUCUGAAGGCUAAGUAGAGCAGUAACCCCAGUCCCUCUAGUUAUUAACCCUAACUACUUUUGUGAUUGAGAAGUAAGGACCACACCCAUGUUCUGGCAAGUUUGCUCUUGAAGAUGAGUUGGAAUGAUAGCUGUUGGUUAUUAUGCCAUUUCAUCUAUUUCUCUUUCUCUCUCUGUCUCUGAUAUUUCAGUCGUGUUGGUGACUCUCCAAUUGCUGGAGCAGGUGCUUAUGUUGAUAAUGAUGUUGGAGGUGCUGCUGCUACUGGAGAUGGUGAUGUAAUGAUGCGAUUUCUCCCCAGGUAUUAAAAGCUUUACUCCUUUUCUUGUGAAAUUCGUAUCAUUUUUGAAGAAUUAUCAGAAAGAUAAAUACUAAUCCCGGACACAUCUUUCUGAAUUUCUGAAUCUGCCCCUGCCUUACACUUUGCGAAAGCAUGCUGUCUAUGGUAUUGUAGAAAUGACAGAAUAAAACUGAUGUUAUCUUAUUUGGCUUAGUUUCCAGGCUGUUGAAUAUAUGCGUCAAGGGAAGAGCCCCACAGAAGCAACAACUCUUGCCCUGGAAAGAAUUGCAAGAUAUUACCCAAAUUUCAGUGGAGGUCUUGUAGCUGUGAAUAAAGAAGGACAAUAUGGUUAGUUAAUUGAAAUAGAGAGUCGAGCCAAAACACAAUUCAAUUCAAUUCGUUAUUCACACUAUACAGAGCUAAACAAAAUUUAAAGCAAUGAUCUCAAAAAGAAUUUCAGUAUUUUUUUAAUCUUUGGCUGUACUCUAAAUGCAAGAGUUUAGUUUCCUAAAAAGUUACGUAUUUGUUCCCUUACAUUUUGUACCAUAUUGGCUUUGUAGGAGCCGCGGCACAUGGUUGGACAUUCUUCAAAUAUUCUGUUUGUAAUCCAGAGUUGGGAAAAGUUACAGUUUUUUCUGUGAAACCAAUGAACGCUUCGUGACUGAUGUUUUUCAGUGAAAAAAAUAUAGAUGUUAUACUGUUCAUUUUUUGUUGUUAUACUGUUUUUCUAGUAAAAUGAAUAAAGUUUUAAGAC